Adineta steineri is the source of this 426-nucleotide messenger RNA. The record is from the annotation of a GenBank genome assembly. NCBI's taxonomy places the organism in Eukaryota, Metazoa, Rotifera, Eurotatoria, Adinetida, Adinetidae.
AUGAUUUGUUUUGUGAUUGCAGCAUUGUCAACAACAAGCACUUUCUUGGGUAAUUUACAAAAGCUAGGUGAUCAAUGUGGAGGAUUGAAUUAUCGAGGAAAUACUCAAUGUGAACGAACAUUACGAUGUAUAGUUCGAAGUGAAUGGACAUCAACUUGUCUGUGUCCUGAUGGAAGCUGGUGGUGUGAAGGCGCACCUGGUUAUGUUACUCCAUCAUCGGCAAUGCCUACAGCAAAGACAGUGUAUACUACUCAACCACCUGUGAUUCUACUGAAGCUGGGUGAUCAAUGUGGAGGAUUGAACUAUCGAGGAAAUACUCAAUGUGAACCAACAUUACGAUGUAUAGUUCGAAGUGAAUGGACAUCAACUUGUCUAUGCCCCAAUGGAAGUUGGUGGUGUGCAGGUGUACCUGGUUAUAUCAAAUAA